AUGGUUUCCAAAACGCGAAAGCGCUCGCGUACUAUUGUAGAGGACGAGCGCGCCGACUGCCCUUUCCAACUUCACAUUUCCUCGUUCCCGGCGGCACGCAUAAAGACGAACGAAAAGCCUUCGAAGAAUAAGACUAAGCCUGGCAAGAAGAACAAGAAUGUGAACACCAGUGAGGAGGUGACGUUGCUUCAAUCUUCACUGUUUGAGCCGACCGGCAAAUUUCGCUCCGACGCGACAAUGGGCGUUUACUACCACAUAGAACCAGGAAAGGACUGGAUCAGCAUGACGCGAUACCAUAGCUUCAUUCUGAACAAUGAGAAAUAUCUAAGUGGCGAAUUUGUCUUUGUGGCCAAUGAUAAUUGUAUAGCGCGAGGUAAACUAGGGGAAGAUCUCAAUGCGCAAGUUGGACCAUGCAAUAUCUGGGUCGCACAGAUCCUGGAGAUUCGGGCUCUGGAUGAACGCCAUGUUUAUGCACGCGUCUGCUGGAUGUACUCCCCGGAUGAGCUGCCCGAAGGGCGUCGGCCGUACCAUGGCAAGAACGAAAUCAUUGUCUCGAAUCAUCUGGAUAUUAUCAAUGUUUUGAGCAUAGUCCACCGUGCUAAGGUCAGCCAAUGGAUCGAGGCGGACGACGAGGAAAUCUUGGAUGGCUUGUAUUGGCGCCAGGCGUUCGACUGUGGCACAUCACAGCACAUCACAGCUGUCUGCUAUUGCUCUCAUUUGCAGAUGUCGAACACCCACCCACCCUGA
Akanthomyces muscarius is the source of this 747-nucleotide messenger RNA. RefSeq lists its product as uncharacterized. The coding region runs from base 1 to 747 and encodes 248 amino acids. Gene Ontology annotation, molecular function: chromatin binding. Lineage: Eukaryota; Fungi; Ascomycota; Sordariomycetes; Hypocreales; Cordycipitaceae. The transcript is spliced from 4 exons. The record is from RefSeq and is a predicted model, not a curated record.